CCAACUCCUGAUCAACAUACACUAUAUUGCCAGAAGUAUUGGGACACCCCUCCAAAUCAUUGGAUUCAGGUGUUCCAAUCACCUCCAUGGCCACAGGUGUAUAAAAUCAAGUACCUAGGCAUGCAGACUGCUUCUACAAACAUUUGUAAAAGAAUGGGUUGCUCUCAGGAGCUCAGUGAAUUCAAGAAUGGCACCAUGAUAGGUUGCCACCUGUGCAAUAAGUCCAUCCAUGAAAUUUCCUUGCUACCAUAUUUCCACGGUCAACUGUUAGAGGUAUUAUAACAAAGUGAAAGCAACUGGGAACAACAGCACACAGUGCACUCUGCCACUGGACUCAUGUUCUCUGGAGAUGUGUUCUCUGGAGUGACUAAUCACACUUCUCUGUCUGGCAAUCCGACAAUCCGUGUCUAGGUUUGGCGGUUGCCAGAAGAACGGCACUUGCCUGACUGCAUUGUGUCAAGUGUAA
This is a messenger RNA of Staurois parvus, 466 nucleotides long. The record is from the annotation of a GenBank genome assembly. NCBI's taxonomy places the organism in Eukaryota, Metazoa, Chordata, Amphibia, Anura, Ranidae.